AUGCAGAGGCUUCAAUCCCUUAUUCGAACUUCACCCAUUACACUACCAUGUCUGAAAGCAACCCAUUGUCUAGCAAUCAAGUCAGGUUCCAUAUCCGACCUCUAUACAGCCAACAACCUCAUAACCGCAUACUCAAAAUGUGCACAACUUCCCCUUGCUCAUCAACUGUUCGACGAAAUGCCUCACCGAGAUACUGUAUCAUGGAAUGCAAUCAUUUCAUGUUACGCAAACACUGGCGACCUGGAUUAUACAUGGAAACUCCUCAACAAUAUGAGAAUCUCCGGUCACAUAAUUGACAGCCACACAUUUGGAAGCAUUCUCAAAGGUGUUGCUCGAGCUCGUAGCCUUGAUCUUGGGAAGCAGAUACAUUCGGUUAUGAUUAAGAUGAGGUUUAAUGAGAAUGUGUUUUCAGGGAGUGCACUUCUUGACAUGUAUGCCAAGUGUGGUAGAGUUGAUGAUGCAUUGGUUGUGUUUCGGUAUAUGCCAGAGUGCAAUUUUGUGUCGUGGAACACGUUGAUUGCGGGUUAUUCGCGAGUUGGUGAUCUUGAGAUGGCGUUUUGGUUGCUGAGAUGUCAGGAGUUGGAGGGUGUUGGGAUUGAUGAUGGCACAGUGGCUCCGCUUUUGACUUUGCUUGAUGGUGUUGAGUUUUGCGGUUUGGUAAUGCAGCUGCAUUGUAAAAUUAUGAAACAUGGGCUGGAGGAUUUUAACAUUGUCACAAAUGCACUUAUCAUGGUGUACUCAGAGUGCUAUUGUCUACAAGAUGCGGAGAGAAUGUUCGAUGGUGCUGCCAUGUAUCGUGAUAUAGUUACAUGGAAUUCCAUGCUUGCAGCUUACUUGCUUCACAAGAAAGAAGAUCUUGCGUUUGAAGUUUUCAUUGACAUGCAGAGUUUUGGGUUUGAGCCUGAUGAUUAUAGUUAUACUGGGGUUAUCAGUCAUUGUUUUGUCAAACAGCACAAAAGCCGUGGAGAAUCUUUACAUGGGUUGGUGAUAAAAAGAGGUCUUCAAGUUUCUGUGCCUGUUUCUAAUGCUUUGAUUGCCAUGUAUCUUGGAUUUGAUAAUAGGGGCGUGGAAGGUGCAUCGAAAAUCUUCUUUUCCAUGGAUGUUAAAGAUUGUUGUACUUGGAAUUCUGUUUUGGCAGGGUACGUGCAGGUUGGUUGGAGUGAGGAAGCCUUGAGGUUGUUUGUGCAGAUGAGAUAUCUUUUUGUAGAAAUUGAUGACUAUACUUUUUCCGCUGUCAUCAGAUGUUGUUCAGAUUUAGCAACAUUGCAGCUAGGUCAACAGGUUCAUGUUUUGUCACUUAAAGCAGGUUUUGAUACAAAUAAAUAUGUCGGGAGUUCAUUGAUCUUCAUGUACUCUAAAUGUGGUGUCAUAGAUGAUGCUAGGAAAUCUUUUGAAACAACUUUCAGUGACAAUGCAAUUGUUUGGAACUCGAUCAUCUUUGGGUAUGCACAACACGGACAAGGAAACAUUGCACUUGAACUCUUUAACUUAAUGAGAGAGAGGAAGAUGAAACCUGAUCAUAUAACCUUUGUUGCAGUUCUCACUGCAUGUAGUCAUAAUGGGCUCGUAGAAGAAGGCCGGAAAAUAAUACAAUCUAUGGAGUCUGAUUUUGGUAUUCCGCUGCGAAUGGAGCACUAUGCUUGUGCAGUUGAUCUCUAUGGUCGGGCUGGGCAUCUAGAAGAGGCAAAAGCUUUGGUUGAAACAAUGCCUUUUGAACCUGAUGCAAUGGUGUUGAGGACUUUAUUAGGUGCCUGUAGAAGUUGUGAUGAUAUUGAAUUAGCAAGUCAUGUGGCAAAAACAUUGCUACAGUUGGAGCCUGAGGAUCACAGCACUUAUGUUCUGCUCUCGGACCUUUAUGGGCGUCUGAAGAUGUGGGAUGAAAAAGCUAGUGUAACUAGGCUGAUGCGAGAAAGACGCGUGAAAAAGGUUCCUGGUUGGAGUUGGAUAGAAGUGAAAAAUGAAGUGCAUGCUUUCAAUGCUGAAGAUCACUCUCACCCUCAGGGCGAGGAGAUAUACAAACUGCUACUAGAAUUAAAGGAGGGGACUAAGUUGUUUGAUAAUUUUGUUGGUUAA
Lathyrus sativus (Indian pea) is the source of this 2073-nucleotide messenger RNA. The record is from the annotation of a GenBank genome assembly. Lineage: Eukaryota; Viridiplantae; Streptophyta; Magnoliopsida; Fabales; Fabaceae.